This is a messenger RNA of Acipenser ruthenus (sterlet), 4095 nucleotides long. RefSeq names its product vacuole membrane protein 1-like. The coding region runs from base 494 to 1723 and encodes 409 amino acids. Gene Ontology annotation, cellular component: endoplasmic reticulum; endomembrane system; membrane. The transcript has 12 exons. Gene Ontology annotation, biological process: Golgi organization; autophagy. Lineage: Eukaryota; Metazoa; Chordata; Actinopteri; Acipenseriformes; Acipenseridae. The record is from RefSeq and is a predicted model, not a curated record.
AAUUGAAUGCCUGAAGCUGCUGCAAACUUCAGAUUGUAAGGGCUUCAUCUGAAAUGCAACAACACAGAAGCUGUUAAUAUCUGAGUUCUCUUGUAAGAAUUAAAUCUACUGAGGAUUUUCUACUUUUAUUUUCAGACGGUAACCUAUUUUUUAUUUUUAAUAUUUAAUUAGAUGGGUUUUCUCCAGAGGUGCCCUAUGGCCAAGAAUAGCUGAAUUCACACACACACACGUGCACACGCACACACACAUUUUAAUGAGCUUCAAUUGCCCUACAUAGAAAGCGUUGAUCAUUUUAUCAUUGGUUCAGACACACAUUGAGGUGGAGACUUGCAGAACUAGCUUUCACAACCCUCAAAAUGUGCAGUAUUUCAUUUCUGCUGUUGAACUGCACUGCUAUCUGAAGACAAACCCACGAAUAAUUCUGCAUGAUCACACUGUUCACUCAGCCGGAGCAACACCACUCUCCUGUUUAGAUCAGCUACUACUCAAUGAAAUGGCAGAACAUGGAGCAGAUUCUGAAGCACCACAGAGGCGUGUAGGCAUGAACAAGGAACAGCAAAAUGGUACCUUUGCAGACCCUGCGUCGCUCAGUGAGAGAAAGCAGAAGGACAGAGAGGAGAGGCUGAGCCUUGUCCUCUGGAAGCGACCUCGUAUUACAUUGCAGUAUUUUUUCCUGGAAACCCUGAUAGACUUGAAAGAAUGGACAAUAAAAUUAUGGCAGAGGAGAGGGAUGGUUUUAAGUAUUUUGUUGCUGCUUGCAUGUCUUACACUUGCAUAUUAUACUGAAGGAACGCAUCAGAAGUAUGUGCAGUACUUGGAGAAGAAGUCUAUGUGGUGUGCCUACUGGGUAGGCUUGGGCAUUUUAUCCUCCGUUGGUCUUGGAACUGGACUUCACACCUUCCUGCUUUAUUUGGGUCCACAUAUUGCAUCAGUGACUCUGGCUGCAUAUGAAUGUAACUCUGUGAACUUCCCCGAGCCUCCUUAUCCAGAGAAGAUUAUUUGUCCUGAUGAGGAAGGUCUUGAAGCCGGAGCCAUCUCUCUAUGGACCAUCAUCUCGAAGGUCCGACUGGAGGCCUGCAUGUGGGGCGCUGGCACUGCCAUUGGCGAGCUUCCUCCCUACUUCAUGGCGCGGGCUGCAAGGAUGUCUGGCGCUGAACCGGAUGAUGAAGACUAUGAGGAAUUCGAAGAGAUGCUGGAACACACUCAGAGCGCACAGGACUUUGCCAGUCGGGCAAAGCUUGCAGUCCAGAACAUGGUUCAGAAAGUGGGAUUUUUUGGGAUUCUAGCUUGCGCUUCAAUCCCAAAUCCUCUCUUUGAUCUGGCUGGAAUAACAUGUGGGCAUUUCCUUGUCCCUUUUUGGACCUUUUUUGGGGCGACGCUUAUUGGAAAAGCCAUUGUUAAAAUGCACAUCCAGAAACUGUUUGUUAUAAUAACAUUUAGCAAACACAUAGUGGAGCAGAUGGUGUCCCUUAUCGGUGCCAUCCCAGGUGUAGGUUCUUCGCUACAGAAGCCCUUCAGUCAUUACCUGGAAGCACAACGGGCCAAACUGCACCACAAAGCUGGGGAGGCAGCACCCGCGAGUGAAAACUGGCUGUCCUGGGUGUUUGAGAAAGUGGUGCUCAUCAUGGUGUGUUAUUUCAUUUGUUCCAUCGUAAACUCGAUGGCACAGAGCUAUGCCAAACGAAUCCAGCAGCGGAAAUAUUCGGAAGAGAAAAUAAAAUGAUAUUAAACGUAUUGUCUUAACAGGUACAGGGUAGAUUGUGCAGGGUAAUGCUGUGGUUACAAACUGCAUUUCUUCCAUUUUAAUAAGCUGCAUCUGUAAAACUGGCAUUAUUAAAAGUGAGGCAUAUUUAUUUAAUGUUAAAUAUUUUUUUUUUUUUUUUUUUAGGAAGUACAAAUACAGUAACAGUAAAAGAUUUAGACUUUCAGAUAAAAUAUUGCUAAAUGUUUUUUUGUUUGUUUGUUUUUUGACCAGUUUUCUGCUUUAAUUAAGUGAAAGUGGUAUUCUGUGGGCUGUGAUAAACCAUUUCAUAUAAUAAUUAAUUAUGAAUACCAUGAAACAUUCAAUAAGGCCGCACUGUGAUCGCCAGUUGCUGGUAUUUUACCUAUGUUGUUUAAGGCCUUCUUCAACUUCGUGGGCCCUGCUUCUACUGAAGUGAACUAUGUUCUUGAGGGUCUGCGUUUUGAUUUAAAUUUAUCUCUCUGUAUAGUUGUAGGGAUGCAUUUUUUUGUUGUAAUAUUGAUAUUAUUAACAACUUGUAACUGGCAAGGAACUUUCUUGCCUUUUUUUUCAAUACUUAUUUAUCUCCAUAAUACUUGCGUUGUACCCUUUUUCUCUGUUUUACUAGUUAGCAAUAUGAAGAAGACUAAUAUACAUGGUAUUUAAAUUCAUUGCACACCCUGUAAAUAAGUCUUUAAUUUGACUUUAUGUGCAAAGCUCCAAAAUAUGGUUCAUUUGUACGUGUACAUACAACGAUUUCACGCCAUUUUUGUUUUGUACAUUAAGACUGAGAUUUUUGAUCAGAAUUUAUAAAAAUCACCCUGACUCAUUCUACACCUUUUUUGUCUGGAUGUUUUGUUUCUCUUCCUUUUAUAUUCUAUUAAUUAUAUAUUUGUUGCAUGUUUUUUUUUUUUUUGGAAUGGGGUGGGGGGGUAGGUUUUGAACCACUAGGUUUAGACACUGCUUUUAAACUGUAUUAUCCCAAUUUGCCUAUUCUAGUUAUGCAUGUUCUACGCUGGGUAGAGUUGAGGCAAUCAAAAUAUGUACUAAAUAUGGGACCAAAGGUAACUAACUGUCAUUGGACCAUGAGUAUAUUUUCUGGGUUAAAGGGAAAUUUAAAUCUUUUGGCUUGUGAACUGAGGUUUGCUAUUUUACCUAUUUUAUUAUUAUUUAUUUAUUGAGGGUACCGGUAAAUAGAUGUGGUGCCCAUUGCCGGCAAAUGUUUACGGUUGAAGCUGAUUCAAAUAGAUGGGCAAAGUAGUUUCUGGAAAUCAUUGUAGUGCUGAAAAGGUGCGUACUUCUCAUUAGGUCCCAGGUAAGUUGUUUAUUGGGGAUUAGAACAUUUUGCAUUUGUGUCCCAUAGUGUCUGCCUCACUGUGACAUCUUCAUCACUGUUCCAUCCUGUCAGAUAGCUUAUCAGACUGGUGUUGGCUGUUAGAUCACAUGGCGACAACAGUCUGUAGGCUGUCUGACAUUUUGGGGUCUUUCAUCAGACCAACAUCCUGCUUAUUCAACGGCUCUCCGUUCUCAUUUCAAGUGUGUUAAGUUUUUCAUUAAAAGAAAAAUCUUUUAAAUCUAUAUACUUGGCUUCAUUAAACAUAAAUAGAUAUGACAUGGCAUUUAAGUAGAAUUCCAUUACAGUGCAGUAAUUGUUUUACGGUUUAAUUUAGGAAUGACAGACCUGUGAUUUUAAAAAAAGAAAUAAAAUUGUCACUGCAUUUUUACUUUAGCAGAACACAGUUGUGUUUAGCUCAGCUGUGCAAACUGUGUCCUUGAAUUGGCUCCAGUACCUUUUUAAGGUGUGCUCCUUGUGAACAGUAAUCAUAUCCUUAUCACCCAGAAGAACGUUCUGUACGUUUACAGGAUUUGGCUGUUUAAUUUCCUGUGAAUCAAGGAGGAUACCUAAUUGCAACAUCUAUAUUGUGAAACAGUGUUCAGUCAGGAGUGCAUUACAGUGAAUCUGCACUUGUAGCUUCCCUAUUAUCUCAAGAAGUGCUAUGGUUGUACAGUUUCGAUGUAUUGCUCAAUUCUUUUGUUUCAAGCUGCUUUUUCUUUUUUUUUGCCUUAGCGCAGCUUAACUUGUACUGCUUAGCAUGCAACAUGUUCUUGGCUUUCCAGGCAAGGCUUUCUGUGCUUUUACAGAGAAUAUAAAUAAUGUGGAUGAAAUAUCAAGCGACAUAACAUUUACUAUUAGUGGAAAAGAAUAAUAAACAACAUCUUUUUUUGGGGGGGGAGCCUGUUUAAAACUCAGAUGAAGGAACUGUGAUGGAAAUAUUUUUGUUGGCAGAGUCUUAAGACGAUGUCCUGUUGCACAAGGAUGUGCCGCAGAAUGCUUUGUACUGUUGUGUACGUUUUUAAAUAAACAUUUAAACCAA